UCAUUGAUUGCAGCCGCGUCACUGUCUUACGGCACACCUCCCCUCUACCACUCUGUUUCUUUCAAGGCCGAGUAGGACUAGAGUGGGCAAGCGGCAGACGUGUGGAUCGUACCGACUACCGGCGAGAUGGAGUUGACCGGCGGAGACAGCGGCUGUGCUCGCGGCGGGCUCGUCUGCGUGACCGGCGGCAGCGGUUUCAUCGGCUCCUGGCUCGUCCGCCUCCUCCUCGACCGCGGCUACACCGUCCACGCGACCGUCCAGAACCUCCAGGACGAGGGCGAGACGAAGCACCUGCAGGCUCUGGACGGCGCGGACACGCGCCUCCGGCUGUUCCAGAUGGACCUCCUCGACCCCGCGUCCGUCAGGCCGGCGGUCGAGGGCGUCCACGGCGUCUUCCACCUGGCCUCCCCCGUGAUACUGCAGCCCGCACGAGACCCCGAGAACGAGCUGCUGCUGCCGGCGGUCAACGGCACGCUCAACGUCCUCCGCGCCGCCAAAGACAGCGGCAUAAAGCGUGUCGUGCUGGUGUCGUCGCAGACGGCCAUGUGUCCGAGUCCCGACUGGCCUGCCGGCAAGGUCAUAGAUGAAGACUCCUGGGCCGACGCUGAGAUCCUCAAGAAACUUGAGCUUUGGUACAACGUAUCUAAGACGCUGGCAGAGAAGGCUGCGUGGGACUUCGCCGGAGAGGAAGGACUGCAGCUGGCUGUGCUGAAUCCGGCGCUGGUGCUUGGCCCAACGUUGACCCCAGCAGCUACUCCCAGUCUCCGUCUGCUGAUGCUGCUUCUGGGAGGCGAAAGGCUUGACAUGGACCUCUUCUUCAUUGGCUGCGUCGAUGUCAGAGAUGUGGCACAAUCUCUGGUAGUGCUCUAUGAGAACACGUCAGCGCAGGGACGUCACUUGUGCUUGGAGUCCGCCGCACGGCUCAUCGAUUUCCACGAUCAACUUGCUAAUCUUUACCCCGAAUUCCCGGUUCAGAGGAUCCAGGAGGACAAACAGGGCUGGUUGGUGAGAUCGAAGGCUCCGUCCAAGAAAUUGAUCGAUCUGGGUGUUCAUUUCACCCCAUUCGACAAAACUGUCAGUGACACGGUGGAUUGCUUAAGGAGCAAAGGGGAAAUCUAGCCUGUGACUGUGAACAAAUAUACAUUUUGUGUAUGCCAGGUUUGAAGACUGUUGCGGGAAAGUUUUUCUGCUGUAUGAGAACUGCCGUCCUGCACGUAACCAUGAUCAAUAAUGCAUGUUUUCCAUUUCA
This is a messenger RNA of Triticum dicoccoides, 1249 nucleotides long. Its product is annotated as phenylacetaldehyde reductase-like. The transcript has 6 exons. Bases 127 to 1119 code for a protein of 330 amino acids. Lineage: Eukaryota; Viridiplantae; Streptophyta; Magnoliopsida; Poales; Poaceae. Gene Ontology annotation, molecular function: oxidoreductase activity, acting on the CH-OH group of donors, NAD or NADP as acceptor. The record is from RefSeq and is a predicted model, not a curated record.